Messenger RNA from Diorhabda sublineata, 2144 nucleotides. Its product is annotated as O-acyltransferase like protein-like. Gene Ontology annotation, molecular function: acyltransferase activity, transferring groups other than amino-acyl groups. The record is from RefSeq and is a predicted model, not a curated record. The transcript has 12 exons. Lineage: Eukaryota; Metazoa; Arthropoda; Insecta; Coleoptera; Chrysomelidae. Bases 234 to 2081 code for a protein of 615 amino acids.
GUUCUUUUUGUGAAGCUGACUGGUUCGUAAUAAGUGACGUCCUUUGUUAUAAACUAAAAACAGUAUAAUAUUUUAUUGUACUUGUAAAAAAAAAAUAAAACAAUCAUUAAAUAAAAAUAAAAUAACAUUGUUUAUAAAUAUUAUAAAUAAUAAGUCGGUAAAUCCAUUACGUAAAUUUAGUGUCCUGAAAAACGUUAUAUUAGUUUGGACGACAUUUUGAUUAGUUUUUUCCAAUGAAAAUGAUCAAAAUUUUUAUAGUGUUUAAUACAGUUUUGUGCUUUGGAAAUUGCAACAUUUAUAAAGAGCUACCGUCAAUUUUUUUCAUCGACAAUUACGAAAAAUGUCAAUCGGAAGGUAAAAUUUUUUGUAAAACGACAAUUAAUUUGAAACCUACGGGUGAAAAUACGUCUCGUUAUUGGAAAUUGAUACAGCAUUCAAUCGAUAACGAUCAAGCUUAUAAUCACGAUGAAUUAUUCCACGCUGUAUGUACGAAUCGAACGGAAAUCGGGGUGGAACGAACCAUUUCCGAGCGUUAUCGUGAAAAUUUCAAAAAUUUCGGACUCAACGCCGUCAUUAAACGAUUAAAUUGUGGUUAUGUUAGUGACGUGAAUCAAGCGGAUCUAUUCGAUUGGUUGUGGUUGUUAUUCUGCACGUCAUAUAUCAUUUACAUACUCAUAGCGACCUAUUGGGAUGCGAAAAAUGAAGAAACCUCAAUUCUGAGUCAUAAUUUCGGUACUUAUCUGAGACAAUUUUCUUUGGUGAGAAAUUUUAAAAAAUUCAAAAACAUCCCCUCCAGCGAAGAUUUUCAAAAACUGAAAAGCAUCCAAGGGAUCAGAUUCUACAAUAUGUUGUUGAUCAUAUUCUGUCAUACUUUUUCCAGUUACAUUGGAGGUUAUGUGGACAACACGGAUUACAUCGAAAACAUUCCGGAUAAUACCGUUCGACACGGUAUACGUAAUCUUCUAGUAUAUCUAGUACAAACUUUUUUUCUAUUUUCCGCUUUCCUGAUGUCUUAUCACUUUUUCCAAAUCGUGCAGAACAGAGAAAACGACGGGCACAAACCGAGAAUCAUUUAUCUGUCUUUCGUUAAUAGAUAUUUAAGAUUAGUACCAUUAAUAAUCGUAAUGAUAGGUAUGGGGGGUACAAUAUGGAUAUUGAACAUAUUCAAAGGCCCUUUCAAAGAUGCAUACGCAGACGCCGAAUACAUCAGAUGCAGAAAGAACUGGUGGUCGACUUUAUCAUUCAUACACAAUCAUCACAAUUACCACGAAAGUUGUUUUUUCACGACCUGGUAUCUAGCGGCCGAUACGCAACUGUACGUUUUAUCGUUAUCCAUAAUGGGGGCGGCUUGGAUAUAUAGAAAAAACGUCAAAUAUUACUUAGGGUAUUUUUUCAUAUUAGGGGUACUAAUACCCUCUAUUGUAACAUACGUUUACGAUUUAGAUUUUAUUUUUCGUAUCAACCCCGAAAAUUCGAAAAUGGAUAACUUCAGAUCGUUCAAAUUUAACGCGAUGUAUUCGUCCACGUAUUGCAACAUGGCGACUUAUAUGUUAGGAUUAACUUGCGGUUACGCCUAUUUACAUUUAAAAAACGUCGAAAUCCCAUCGAAAACGGUGACGGAAUUUUUGUGGUUUACGUCGUUUUUCGGUUUACCAGUACUGGUUUUAGGAAUUUCGUCGUAUCAUUUUUCAAGAUUGACUAACGCCCUUUUGAGCGGUAUAUUAAAACCGAUUUACGCUCUCGGUAUUGGUAUAGGGGUGUUCGGAAUAUCGAAAGGACUCGGAGGUUUGACAAAAAAAAUAUGCGAAUGGAAACCGGCGGUACUGCUAGGAAAAUUGACUUACAGUACAUAUAUAGUUCAUUACGGUAUAGUUUUCCAUAGAACUGCAGUUACUACUAAACCUUUAUACAUAUCAGAUUACGUAUUGCUAAAAUCGUUCAUAGGGGACGCCACAAUCUCGUUUUUCUUCGGAUUUCUUGUGUAUCUGGUAUUCGAAACGCCUGCUUCGAAUAUGCAAAAUUUACUUGUACCCCAAGUAAGACAUCAAAGAGCCAAAACGGAAGUUUCGAAGGACAAAUAGGGGUGGAACUAAAUGAAUAUUGUUCACAAUCGAAUUUUUUUGAUUAAAUAUGUUGAAAAUCUC